AGCCGCCACGCUCGUCGCGACAGCCGUCUUGGCAUGAGGUGUCUUCAGGCGCGCGCGAGGUAACGUUCCCGCGCGCGCGAGGGGUAGAUCGGCGGGGUUGGCGGCCUCAGUCGUUUGCGGCGGGGGCCCGCCCCCGCGCGCGGGGACCCCAUGGCUACCUUGAAGUCUCGGCUCCAGGCUCUGCUCCACGAGGUCGGCGAUGCCGGGGGCGGCACCAUGCUGGAGGACGCCAAGCGGGUGGCCGAGGCGGUAGGCCUGGAGUUCCGCAACGUGAAGACUCUCGUGGAGGAGGCGGAGCAGAAUCUGUUCGGCGAGAGCAGGGACGCCGAGCAGUGCUCCCCGCACCCCGCGCCCGAGCCGCAGCACCUCUUCCCGCCUAUGCCGCCGAGGACCAGGGCCUACCCCUCCGAGGCGCCCCCGCCCGCAGAGGACGACGGCUCGGCCGCGGAGGGCGAUGCCGCGCCCCUUGAGGACGACGGCGCGCUGACGGAGGGCGAGGGCGCGCCGGCGGAGGACGAGGAGUGGCUGCCACCCGAUGACGAGGACGCCGCCCAGGAGUGGCUGCCGCCCGAGGCGACCGACGGCCUCGACGCCGAGCACGGCCAGCUCCCGCGGGAUGCGGGCAGCCGGGCGGUGCCGAGCCGGGGGCCUUCGCCCGCGCGCAAGAGGCCGCUCGAGGCGGACCCCUCCGGAAGAGUUCGGCCGAGCAGGAGGAGCGAGGACAGAAGAGCUCCCCGCGAACGCAAAGGCAAGGAAAGGGAGAAGGGCAAGGACAAGGGCACAGACAAGGGCAGAGACAGGGGCAAGCCAGGCAAGGGCAAGGGCGACCAGGAGAUGCGACCAGGAGACUGGAAAUGUGAGUCUUGUGGGUUCCACAACUUCGCGAAGAACGACGCCUGCAAGCAGUGCGGGAAGUCCAACAAGGCCAAGAAGGCCAACAGGGCAAUGCGCGAGUUCCGGGCGAACGGGUCGUGCAAGCGCUUUUGCAUCAUGUGGAUGAUGGGCUCUUGCAAAAACUCCAAAAAAUGUACGUUCGCCCACGCGCCCCAUGAGCUGGCAGCCGCGCGGGAUCUUCGUCGUGGAUCAUGGCUGUGCGAAAAGUGCGGCCGGGUGCUGGCAAGUACUGAUCGCGGCUGUUCGAACUGCCACUUUGCCCCAACCAGGAAUACCUUGGUGUACGAUGAGAGAAGGGGCGAUUUUUCGAGAUUGUCCUUAUAAUGCUCAGCCCUCGCGUACUGUACAGCGGCGGGAGGUUGUUGCCGUGCACUGGUGCAUGGCAUGGUAGUGAUACCUUUGCUGACGGCUGCGCAGAUAUGGAAUAGUCGAGGUUGUGUAUAAAACAUAUACCAUGCUGUCUCAAGGGGUCCAGUGAACUGGG
Prorocentrum cordatum is the source of this 1378-nucleotide messenger RNA. Lineage: Eukaryota; Dinophyceae; Prorocentrales; Prorocentraceae. The record is from the annotation of a GenBank genome assembly.